AUGGAUGGACCAUCACGGGUUGCUGCCAGGGAGGGGGACACUCAGGAUGAAGCAGGUCCUAGCGGGCCAAAGAGAGCAAAACACGAAACACCGGUAUCUGGAGAACCAUGUUUAGAUGAAAAAUCUCUGUUCAGGGUCGCUAUGAUGCUUGCUUGUGAAUGGGUAACACUGGCAGUUGAGGAGCUGGACUUUACCAUAACAGAGGUUGAGACUAUCGAGACAAAUCACCCAAAGGAUACCAUGAGGCAAGGUCUCGAUAUGCUUACAAAAUGGAAACAGGCCCAGUCCACCAGUGUUGAACAGCAGAUCACCAAGUUGUGUACAGCAUUGAAGAGCAUCGGAAGAGCAGACAUUGCCGGAUUUCUGCACGGUCCUGAUCAUCUGAAGAUUUGCCAGCAGCUGCUUUUUAGUUUCUACGAAGAACAUACAGGCUUCAUCCAAGAAAUCGUAACGUCUUCCAGGUCACUGGCGUUGGGUGUUAAUGAGUUCAAUAUUGAUUUAAAUCUCCUUCAGAGUGGUCAGCAAACAACACGUGAAGACGUGAAAAUGUAUGGAAAACUACGAUUUUGA
Molecule: messenger RNA, 570 nt
Organism: Patiria miniata (bat star)
Lineage: Eukaryota; Metazoa; Echinodermata; Asteroidea; Valvatida; Asterinidae
Exons: 3
Coding region: 1-570 (189 amino acids)
Biological process (GO): signal transduction
Molecular function (GO): protein binding
Source: RefSeq, a predicted model, not a curated record